AUGCAACGACCAUUAACAGAUGAGGAACGUGCUAGAAUUGCUCGAUCAAAAGCUGAGGCUUUGAAAAGAGCUGCCGCUAGAAAAGCACGACAAGCUGAAACUGCAGGAGUUUCUAAGAGUGUGCCGGUUAGUUCUCUCUCUUCAUCUUCCUAUUCAACUGCAAGCUCCGCUCAACAAACUAAACAGAGUACAAGUUUACAAGGAGUGAAAAGACCAACAAGUGAUACUUACAAUUCAUUUAAGGGUAAUAAUACAAGACCUAGUGGACAACCAAUUCUCAGUUCGUUAGCACAGAAUGCUCCCCAUCCAUCUUUGCCUGUUAAAUCUGUGUUUCCUAAAGAACCUGCUAUAGCACCUCUUUUCUUAGCAACUAAAACAAACGUGACUGUGACAUUCAGAGUGUUCACCGCGGAGAGAUUCAAGGUCCAUACUUAUCCAUAUCAUGCCUCCGUGACGAAUACUAUCAAAAACUUACCAUACGAGAGCCGAUCUUAUGAAGAGAGAGAUAAGCUCUGGAGUGUUAAGUUCUGUGAAAUGAGAAACUUAGAAGACGCUUUAAUGGCUUUGAAAGAUGUCAAUGUAACUAUUGUAAAUAUCGCACCUGAAAUUUUGAAAAUGUUCCAAUCACUCAAGAAAGAAACCAUUCCAAGUAAUUUAUUUAUUAUGAUCGAUGCUACUUUGGCCAAAGUCUUGUUCCCCUAUCAGAGAGAAGGAGUAGCGUUCGCACUCGAAAGAAAAGGACGUGCGAUCAUUGCUGAUGAAAUGGGUCUGGGAAAGUCUCUUCAGGCUAUAACCAUUGCUAGAUAUUAUAGAUCCGAAUGGCCUCUUGUCAUAGUUUGUCCGUCUUCAGUGAAGUAUGCAUGGAAAACACAAUUCAACACGUUCUUACCGGUAAUCUCUCGUAUUUCUGUCAUUGAGAAAGGUUCAGAUCCUCUUCCUGAUGUCAGAACAUCCAAUACAGUUGUAAUAAUAUCGUACGAUCAGAUGGUUUUAAAACAUAAAGAGCUCGCUAGGUUGGCAUAUCAAGUUCUCAUUCUGGAUGAAUGUCAUUUGUUGAAGGAUUCAAAAGCUAAACGAACUCAGGUUGCCACGGACUUAGCAAAAAUCGCUAACCGUGUCAUAAUGCUGUCAGGAACGCCAGCUCUUUCCCGACCCGCAGAGCUGUUUUCUCAAGUGAGGAUCAUCAAUCCUUCUUUGUUCCCAAACUACCAACAAUUUGCCAUUCGAUACUGUGAUGGCAAACAAGGGAGGUUUUGUUUUGAAGCUAAAGGCUGUACUAACAGUGAAGAGUUAGCAGCUAUACUCAUGCACCGUGUGAUGAUCAGAAGGUUGAAGAACGAUGUACUCAAAGACUUGCCAGAUAAACGUCGAGAGGUUAUUUAUCUGCAAGGUGACAGCAUCGAUCAUCGUAUGGACGGUUUGAUGAAAGCCAAACAAGCUUUCGAGUUUAAUAACAACGCGAAUCCCAAAGAUAGCCACGAUUCCCUUCUAGAGUACUUCAGUAUGACAGGAAUUGUGAAGGCAGCUGCCGUUAGUAGCCAUGUUCUUGACAGUCUCUUCUACCCGGAUGCUCCUCCUAGGAAAGUAUUAAUAUUCGCUCAUCAUCAAAUAGUUCUUGAUACGAUCAGUGUAGAGGUACAAAAACGCAAUUUGAAAUAUAUUAGAAUAGAUGGAACUACUCAAAGUGUUCGUAGAGGAGAACUGUGUAAAUCGUUCCAGGAAGAUCCUACUGUCAUGGUUGGUAUCCUUUCCGUCACCUCAGCUGGUGUAGGUAUCACACUCACUGCUGCAACCGUUGUCGUGUUUGCCGAGUUGCAUUGGAAUCCCGGAACUCUUUUACAAGCAGAAGAUCGGGCUCAUCGUGUUGGCCAGAAGGAUUCAGUUUAUGUACAAUAUCUGGUUGCUCGUAAUACUGCUGAUGAUAUGAUUUGGGAUAUGAUUCAGCGCAAACUGGAUGUGUUAGGACAGGUCAAUUUGUCGAGUGAAACAUUCCGAGAUGCUGAACGAAAGCAUCUGGCCUUUGAUAAAUUCCCCAAACCUGAUAUAAGCGAUUACUUUUUAGAACCUAAACGCAAAAAAACCGAUGAGCAAGAUGAGGAUGCUGAUGAUUGGAAAUAA
Messenger RNA from Auanema sp. JU1783, 2118 nucleotides. Lineage: Eukaryota; Metazoa; Nematoda; Chromadorea; Rhabditida; Rhabditidae. The record is from the annotation of a GenBank genome assembly.